Molecule: messenger RNA, 2120 nt
Organism: Cavia porcellus (domestic guinea pig)
Lineage: Eukaryota; Metazoa; Chordata; Mammalia; Rodentia; Caviidae
Gene: Ctnnbl1
Product: catenin beta like 1
Exons: 18
Coding region: 443-2017 (524 amino acids)
Cellular component (GO): spliceosomal complex
Source: RefSeq, a predicted model, not a curated record
GCUGGAACCGCUUCUGAGUGGCCCACGGUUUGGGUGUGAGUGGAGGGAACAGGGGUUCCCAGCGUUGACUGGAGUGGGAACAUGGACGUGGGUGAACUUCUAAGCUACCAGGUCUCCUACAGCAAGGUUUCCAGACCUGGUCCUGUCCUGCUCAUGCAUUCCUAGUGCAUUACUGUGAUCAACUCAGCACUGUGGAACUGUGGCUGAGUUGGAUGCCAAGCCCAACAGGGGCACAAAGCGUCCCCGAGAUGAGGAGGAAGAGGAACAGAAAACACGUCGGAAACAAGCUGGUCCUCGAGAACGGGGCCGAUAUCGGGAGGAGGAGGUGACUGUGGCUGAAGAAGCAGAUGAUGACAAAAAAAGACUGCUUCAGAUUAUUGACAGAGAGGGCGAGGAGGAAGAGGAAGAGGAGGAACCAUUGGAUGAAAGUUCGGUGAAGAAAAUGAUCCUCACAUUUGAAAAGAGGUCAUAUAAAAAUCAAGAGUUGCGAAUCAAGUUUCCAGACAAUCCGGAGAAGUUCAUGGAAUCUGAGCUGGACCUAAAUGACAUCAUUCAGGAGAUGCACGUGGUGGCCACCAUGCCAGACCUGUACCAUCUUCUGGUGGAGCUGAACGCCGUGCAGUCACUUCUCGGGUUGCUAGGACAUGAUAAUACAGAUGUGUCCAUCGCUGUGGUUGACCUACUUCAGGAACUAACUGAUAUAGACACCCUCCACGAGAGUGAAGAGGGGGCAGAAGUUCUCAUCGACGCUCUGGUGGACGGGCAGGUGGUAGCGCUGCUGGUGCAGAAUCUGGAGCGCUUGGAUGAGUCUGUGAGAGAGGAGGCGGACGGUGUCCACAACACUCUGGCUAUUGUGGAAAACAUGGCUGAGUUCCGGCCCGAGAUGUGUACGGAGGCUGCCCAGCAGGGACUCCUGCAGUGGCUUCUGAAGAGGCUGAAGGCGAAGAUGCCUUUCGAUGCCAACAAACUGUAUUGCAGUGAAGUGCUGGCCAUCCUGCUCCAGGACAAUGACGAAAACAGGGAAUUGCUUGGGGAGCUGGAUGGAAUCGAUGUGCUUCUUCAGCAGUUAUCCGUGUUUAAAAGGCACAAUCCUAGCACAGCCGAGGAACAGGAAAUGAUGGAGAAUUUGUUUGAUUCACUUUGUUCUUGCUUGAUGCUCAGUUCUAAUCGUGAGCGCUUCCUAAAGGGUGAAGGCCUUCAACUGAUGAAUCUCAUGCUCAGCCUCUUCUUUCUUCCUGCUUACACAUAUAAGCAGUUGUGCUCCACCACUUGCUCCCUGCCUUUGCCAUCGGCCAUCACCACCCCUACAAAGGCCUCCCAAAAUAGGACUAAGAAUGGGCUAGAACCUCCAAAAUGGGAAAAGAAGAUUUCACGGAGCAGUGCCCUGAAAGUGUUGGACCAUGCCAUGAUCGGACCAGAGGGCACAGACAAUUGCCAUAAGUUCGUUGAUAUUCUCGGCUUACGGACCAUCUUUCCUCUCUUUAUGAAAUCUCCCAGGAAGAUCAAGAAAGUGGGAACUACCGAGAAGGAGCACGAAGAGCAUGUCUGUUCGAUCCUGGCUUCCCUCCUGCGCAACCUGAGAGGGCAGCAGCGAACCCGGCUUCUCAAUAAGUUCACUGAAAAUGACAGUGAGAAGGUUGACAGACUAAUGGAAUUGCAUUUUAAAUAUCUGGGUGCAGUGCAGGUGGCCGACAAGAAGAUCGAAGGGGAAAAACAUGACAUAGUACGGCGUGGAGAGAUCAUAGACAAUGACUUGGAGGAUGAGUUCUACCUCCGGCGCCUGGAUGCAGGGCUCUUUGUUCUCCAGCACAUCUGCUACAUCAUGGCAGAGAUCUGCAAUGCCAACGUCCCCCAGAUUCGCCAGAGAGUUCACCAGAUCCUAAACAUGCGUGGAAGCUCCAUCAAAAUUGUCAGGCAUAUCAUCAAGGAGUACGCGGAGAACAUCGGAGACGGCCGGAGUCCCGAGUUCCGCGACACGGAGCAGAAGCGCAUCCUGGGCUUGCUGGAGAACUUCUGAGGCCCUCGGCCUGCACUGUGGGCUCUGCCAGCUUCCCUCCUCCCGCACACCGCUUUUAUGCAGCUCUGUGUGGCUUCGGAUAAAUUAAAGCUAGUUUUGGUAA